AUGGCCAAGUGCAUGACCAUCGCCAGUCCUUGCAACUUGUAUUGGCGCAAACAUCAUUUGACCCCCGACACCAUUGCUGUAGAACCUCUCGGUGGGUGGCGAGGGGCCCAAGUCAACCAAUCCCUCAAAGCCCUACAAUGGCUGUACUACCAAGAGCACCUCAUUCCCAAGGAGGGUGCCAGUGCCGAUCGCAUACGUCACGUUCGUAAUUGGGGCGAACAGUCGAUCCGAACCACCACCCACAAUCAUUUCGUCGAUGGCUACGAUCCCCUGACCCGCACCGUCUACGAGUUCCACGGGUGUCUCUACCAUGGCUGUCCCCGCUGUUAUCCCGUGAGAACCGCCACCCAUUAUGCCACACCGGAUCGAAACGUGGAGGAACUCUAUCAAGCCACGCUCUCCAAACGCAUGGCACUGCUCCGAGCAGGCCACACGGUGAUCGAAAUGUGGGAAUGUGAAUGGGACACAAUGGUGGACACGGAUGAAGCAGUCCAACGUUUCCUGACUUCCUUCGAUCUCCCCCCACCUCUGGAACCUCGCGAGGCCUUCUUCGGGGGUCGAACCGGUGCGGUAGCCCUGCAUGCCGUGGCUGGAGAGGGCGAGGAAAUACGUUAUGUGGAUGUGACCUCCCUGUACCCAUGGGUCAACAAAAACUGCCCUUACCCCAUUGGGCAUCCAAACAUCAUCACUCAGCCCAUCGACCAGUCCCUGGAAUCCUAUUUUGGUGUAGCCACCGUGGAUAUUCUUCCCCCUGCUGGCCUAUUCCACCCUGUCUUGCCGGUGCGUAGCGGAAACAAACUCACCUUUCCUCUCUGCCGUACCUGUGUCCAGACAGAGCAAGCCCAACCCAUGUUGACCAGAACUCGCUAUUGCCCUCAUUCUGACGCCGAUCGCACGCUACGUGGAACCUGGUGCACGCCUGAGUUGGUCAAAGCCGUCGAAAAGGGGUACACGCUCAUCAAGAUCCAUGAAGUCUGGCAUUUUCCCCCCGAGCAACGCCAAACGGGUCUUUUCGCCAAUUACGUAAACACGUGGCUCAAGUUAAAACAGGAAUCAGCGGGGUGGCCCGGCUGGUGUCAGACCCCCGAGCAGAAACGAGACUACAUUCUUCGCUACCAGGAACGGGAGGGCAUUCGAUUGGACAUUGCCAGUAUUGCCAAAAAUCCUGGUCGCAAGGCCACCGCCAAGCUCAUGCUCAACAGUUUCUGGGGCAAAUUUGGGGAGCGGAUCAACAAACCCACCACCGUCACUGUCAAACACCCCGCUGAUUUGUUCAAUCUCAUCUCCGAUGCCGCCCUCGAUCUCAGCACGCUCCGCCUCUGUACCGACGAUAUCCUGGAAGCUGUGUACACCAGUGUCCAAGACAAUGCCGUCAAAGGCACCAAGACCAAUAUCUUUGUGGCAGCUUUCACCACCUGUCAUGCUCGAUUGAAGCUCUACGAGUCCCUAGACACCCUUCAACAGCAAGUCCUCUACUAUGAUACCGAUAGUGUGGUGUACAAGUGGCGUCCCGGUCAACCCAGCAUUGCCACCGGGGAUUUUUUGGGAGAUAUGACGGAUGAAUUAGACGGAGACGUCAUUACCGAGUUUGUUUCGGGGGGCGCCAAGAAUUUUGGGUACCAGACCCGUGGUGGCAAAGUGGUGUGCAAGGUACGGGGUUUCACGCUGAACGUCCGUGGGUCGGCCAUUCUCAAUUUCCGCACGAUGAAAGAGAACAUUCUCUCGGAAUUAGACUCAGGACUCUCGCCGAACAUUGAACAUUACCACCCCCUAUUAUUUCAAACGGGAUUUAGAAAAGAAACAAAUUCAAGUGGUUCCGCGCGUGAAGCAGUAUGGUUUGGUGUUUGA
Messenger RNA from Porites lobata, 1848 nucleotides. The record is from the annotation of a GenBank genome assembly. Lineage: Eukaryota; Metazoa; Cnidaria; Anthozoa; Scleractinia; Poritidae.